Messenger RNA from Ochotona princeps (American pika), 2219 nucleotides. It is a transcript of the gene SMOX, whose product is annotated as spermine oxidase. Gene Ontology annotation, molecular function: polyamine oxidase activity. The coding region runs from base 215 to 1894 and encodes 559 amino acids. NCBI's taxonomy places the organism in Eukaryota, Metazoa, Chordata, Mammalia, Lagomorpha, Ochotonidae. The transcript has 7 exons. The record is from RefSeq and is a predicted model, not a curated record.
GCGGGGUGGGCCGGGGACGCGAGGCGGAGCGGGGCCCCACACAGGCCGCGGCGGCUGGCUCGGGCCCCUACGGUCCCGGCGGCGGCUGGAGGAGGAAGCCAGGCGGCUGGAGGAGGAGGGGAGGCGGAGGAGACCGAGGCCGAAGCGCCGCUUGCUGAAGACUCACUUCCCCGGCUCAGCAGGGAAAGGUUCCUAGGAGGCGAGUGCGGACGGCAUGCAAAGUUGUGACUCCAGUGGCGACAGCACGGAUGACCCUCUCAGUCGUGGCCUGCGGAGAAGGGGACAGCCUCGUGUCGUGGUGAUCGGCGCCGGCUUGGCUGGCCUGGCUGCGGCCAAAGCGCUUCUGGAGCAGGGCUUCACCGAUGUCACUGUGCUAGAAGCAUCCAGCCGCAUCGGAGGCCGUGUACAGAGCGUGAACCUUGGACACGCCACCUUUGAGCUGGGAGCCACUUGGAUUCAUGGCUCCCACGGGAACCCUGUAUACCAUCUAGCAGAAGACAACGGGCUCCUGGAAGAGACAACCGAUGGGGAACGCAGCGUGGGCCGCAUCAGCCUCUACUCCAAGAAUGGCGUGGCCUGCUACCUUACCAACCGUGGCCAGAGGAUCCCCAAGGACGUGGUUGAGGAAUUCAGUGAUUUAUACAACGAGGUCUAUAACAUGACCCAGGAGUUCUUCCGGCAUGGUAAACCAGUCAACGCUGAGAGUCAGAACAGCGUGGGGGUGUUCACCCGGGAGCAGGUGCGCAGCCGUAUCCGGGACGACCCCGAUGACCCGGCGGCCACCAAGCGCCUGAAGCUCGCCAUGAUCCAACAGUACCUGAAGGUGGAGAGCUGUGAGAGCAGCUCUCACAGCAUGGAUGAGGUGUCCCUGAGUGCCUUUGGGGAGUGGACCGAGAUCCCCGGCGCCCACCACGUCAUCCCCUCAGGCUUCAUGCGGGUCGUGGAGCUGCUGGCUGAGGGCAUCCCAGCCCACGUCAUCCAGCUGGGAAAGCCCGUCCGAUGCAUUCACUGGGACCAGGCCUCAGCCCGCACCCGGGGCCCCGAGAUUGAGCCCCGCGCCGAGGGUGACCACAACCACGACACUGGGGAGGGCAGCCAGGGCGGGGAGGGCCCCCAGGGCAGGAUCAGGGGCGGAGUGCAGGAUGAGGACAAGUGCUGGCCAGUGAUGGUGGAGUGUGAGGACUGUGAGGUGGUCCCAGCAGACCACGUGAUUGUGACCGUGUCCCUGGGCGUGCUCAAGAGACAGUACCCCAGCUUCUUCCGGCCAGGCCUGCCCUCCGAGAAGGUGGCUGCCAUCCACCGCCUGGGCAUCAGCACAACCGACAAGAUCUUUCUGGAAUUCGAGGAGCCCUUCUGGGGCCCCGAAUGUAACAGCCUGCAGUUCGUGUGGGAGGACGAGGCUGAGAACUGCACGCUCACCUACCCGCCCGAGCUCUGGUACCGCAAGAUCUGCGGCUUUGACGUGCUCUACCCGCCCGAGCGCUACGGCCACGUGCUCAGUGGCUGGAUCUGCGGGGAGGAGGCGCUUGUCAUGGAGAGGUGUGACGACGAGGCCGUGGCCGAGAUCUGCACCGAGAUGCUGCGGCAGUUCACAGGGAACCCUAACAUUCCCAAGCCACGGCGAAUCCUGCGCUCGGCCUGGGGCAGCAACCCCUUUUUCCGAGGCUCCUAUUCCUACACGCAGGUGGGCUCGAGUGGCGUGGAUGUGGAGAAGCUGGCCAAGCCCCUGCCCUACACGGAGAGCUCCAAGGCAGCGCCCAUGCAGGUGCUGUUCUCAGGGGAGGCCACCCACCGCAAGUACUACUCCACCACGCACGGUGCUCUGCUCUCGGGCCAGCGGGAGGCCGCCCGCCUCAUCGAGAUGUACCGAGACCUCUUCCAGCAGGGGCCCUGAGGGCUGUCCUCACUGGCCAGCGCGUCUCCUCCGCCACUAACUCGUGACCACCUGGCCCUGUUCUCUGCUGCUGUGGACUCCUAAUUUCCUAACCCUCUAUAGAAUGGGUUUUUAAUCUUCUGUAGACACGUCGACACCCCGCCAGGCUCAGACCUGGCCCUGUAGCUUUUCCUUCUCUCCCGGCCAGGCUGUGACCCCGGGUGUCCUGGUGGUGGCUCUCUGCCUUCCCUACACUGCCUCCCUCUCCCCGCUUGUCACUGCAAGUGCCUUCAGUACUUUCAUUUUGGGAUAAUAAACGAGGCCGCUCUUCCUGCGUGCCUCAGCU